This is a messenger RNA of Vitis vinifera (wine grape), 2483 nucleotides long. RefSeq names its product disease resistance protein RPM1-like. The transcript has 2 exons. The record is from RefSeq and is a predicted model, not a curated record. The coding region runs from base 915 to 2180 and encodes 421 amino acids. NCBI's taxonomy places the organism in Eukaryota, Viridiplantae, Streptophyta, Magnoliopsida, Vitales, Vitaceae.
UGGGCGGGCUUGGCAAGACAACUCUUGCCAAGAAGGUUUAUGACAACAAGAGGAUGGUGGAACACUUCGAUUGCCGUGCCUGGAUCACUGUGUCUCAGUCAUUCAAGAUGGAGGAGGUACUUCGGAACGUGAUAAAGCAAUUCUAUCUAGCAAGGAAAGAGUCAAUUCCUGAUGGUACCGAUGCAAUGGACGAGAUGUCUCUUAUUACUCGACUUAGGGAGUAUUUGGAGGAUAAAAGGUAUGUCGUUGUUUUUUAUGAUGUUUGGAAAUUAGAGUUCUGGAGAUUUAUUAAAUAUAUUUUACCAGAAAACAAAAGAGGCAGCAGGAUAGUAAUUACAACACGAAAUGUUGAAGUAGGUUCUGCUGUUAAAGAAUCUUCAUUUCAUUAUAUCCACAAUCUUCAAGCUCUACCUCCCGAAAGUUCCUGGGAACUCUUCUGUAAGAAGGCAUUUCAGGGUUGUUUCUGUCCUCCUGAAUUAGAGAAAAUUUCCCUUGAUAUUGUUAAAAGAUGUGAAGGAUUGCCGCUUGCAAUUGUGGCAAUGGGCGGUGCUUUAUCAACCAAAGAGAAGAAUGAGUUAGAAUGGCAGAAAUUUAAUGACAGUCUUGGUUCCCAAUUAGAAAGUAAUCCCCAUCUUGAAAAUAUCACUAAAAUUCUGUCCCUCAGUUAUGAUGACUUGCCUCACUACCUCAAGUCUUGUUUCUUGUACUUUGCCAUUUUUCCAGAGGACUACCCCAUUAAUUGUGGAAGACUCAUCCGACUGUGGAUAGCUGAAGGGUUUGUGAAAGGAAAGAAAGGAAUAACAUUGGAACAGGUUGCCGAAGAAUAGUUGACUGAACUGAUUCAUAGAAGCUUGGUUCAAUUGUCCCACGUGGAUUAUAGAGGGAAAAUUAGAAGUUGCAGAGUCCAUGAUUUGAUGUGUGAGAUUAUCCUCAGAAAGGCCGAGGAGUUGAGUUUUUGUCGUUCUUUUGGGGAAGAAGACUCAAGCUUUGAUGGAAAAUUUCGGUGUGGAUCAGUUCAAAAAAGCACAGAUAAUGUUGUGGAGGCUAUUAAUAGGAACCCACAGAUUCGCUCAAUUUUGCUUUUUGACAUUGAUGCAGUGCCUAUGCUCUUUACAGGUACAUCCCUUACCAACUUUAAUCUUUUGAAAAUAUUGGAUUUUGAAAAAGCUCCUCUAUAUAGUGUUCCAGAAGAUCUGGGAAAUCUGUUCCACUUGAGGUACUUAAGUCUGAGCAGGACAAAAGUCAAGAUGCUUCCAAAGUCCAUAGGUAAGUUACAGAACCUACAAACUUUGGAUCUCAAACAUUCCCUUGUGGAUGCGCUUCCAGUUGAGAUCAAGAAGCUUCGAAAGCUGCGCCAUAUUCUAGCCUAUGCUUAUAAAGUCUGUCCUGAAUGGGACUUUUAUACUACUAGAGGAAUACAUAUAGGGGAGGGGAUUGGCAGUAUGCUAGACUUGCAGAAGCUCUGUUAUGUGGAGGCAAAUCACGGGAUGGGCCUAAUUGAAGAGCUGGGAAAGUUGAGGCAGUUGAGAAGGCUGGGCAUUACAAACCUUGUGGAAGACGACGGGCUAAGACUUUGUGCCUCCAUUUCAAAUAUGAAGCACCUUGAAUCUUUAUGCAUAUGUUCAAAGGAUGAUGAUAUUCUGAAGUUAGAAACUAUAUCAGUUCCACCCAGAUACCUUAGAAAUCUCUAUCUCCAAGGAUGCUUAAGCAAGUUGCCGGAAUGGCUUCCCACACUUCGAAGUCUAGUUCGUGUAUGUUUAAGAAGGUCCGGGUUAAGCUAUGAUCCAGUGGAAGUCCUCCAAGCUCUGCCUAAUCUAUUGGAGGUUGAACUCCACACUGCAUACGACGGUGAAUGUUUGUGUUUUUCGGAAUUAGGAUUUCAGAAACUUAAACGGUUACGUCUCCGUGGCAUGAAGGGACUGAAAACCCUGAAAAUACACGAUGGAGCAUUGCCUCUACUCGAACAUUUAGAAAUUGGGCCUAGCCCACAACUGGAGGAGGUGUCACCUGGCAUUCGCCUGCUCAAAACCCUUACAAGUAUUGAAUUUUGGGGCAUGUCAGACAAAUUCUUACUUAGCAUGCUACCAGAGCAUGGCGAAAAUUAUCAGAUAGUUGAACAUGUCCCCAAUGUCUUUUUCCACUUUUCCUAUGGUGGAGGCUACCACACCAUGAGACUAUAAGAUGACCACCAAAAAUAUCAUUCCAAAUCCUGGGUUGUGAUUGGUGAUAACUGUUGGGCACUGAUCAAGUCUGAAGUUUUGCUUACUGGAAAUCAAGUUGUGUAAGAACACUUCUUUGAGCAUCCCAUAUAAUGCUGAUAUGAUGAUGCUUUUCUCCUUUUACAUGUAUUAUUAUUAUUAUUAUUAUUAUUAUUAUUAUUAUUAUUAUUUCCCUCUAGGGAUAGAGGAAAUCUCAGCUUCUAGAAUAUGCAAUACUGUUUAUGGUUCCAAUCUAUCAACAGGAAUUGUUGGUGGCGGUGUUCA